AUUUUUUCAUAGGUUUUCAGUCUACUCUAAUUAACAUUAAAGAGCAAAAGUAGAAAUAGGAAAUAAAUCAAUCGUGCAUGACUAUGAAUUGGAGCGAUAUCCUAAAUCUAUCUAUGUAAUAUGAUUAUUAAUUGAGGGCUUUUUUACAAAAAAGAUGGACUUAGAAGCAUGAGAUUCCUGGAAGAAUGUAUGUCAUCUAAUAAAUAGAGGAUAUCAAGGAUUAAUUAUAAAUAUAGCAAUUAUAGCCAUUAAAAAUUUUAUUAAGUGAAACCAGAUUAAAAAAUAUGUAUGAUAAUGAUUAGAUGGAUUCCUAAUAUAUUAUUUCAAUAAUAAGUGAGGAACACUUUAAACCGAUGAUGGAUGAAUACACAAAGAAAGUAUUGAUAAAUGGAGCUAUGCCUCCUUUAAUUAAAUAUGACUAAUAUAAUUAAAUAAGAAAUUAAAUUUUACAACUUUACUAAGUAUUUUUUUUUGGAGAUCCUCUUAGUUAAUUAGAAAGAGAGAUUGAAUUCAGAUAUUUAGCUUUAAAAUAAAAGAAAUUUUUUAAAUAUCAAAUUUAACAAAGAUCAAAAGAUAAAUGUUUAUGGACACAUAGUUAGUAAAGAAGAGUUGAAUUGAUGAAAAACUGGAUGGCACGUGAUAUUAAUUUAUAUGAUGAUUUAAGACCAAUCUAUGAACCAUUGUUAUUAAAUUAAAAGAUUCAAAUAUAUCAAUAAUUGAUGAAAAUAGAUGAAGUAUCAAUAAAAGAAAAAUUGUUAUUUCAUUUAUUAGAAAAGCAUGCUUUAUAAAAAUCUAAAAGAAGACUACUUACUAUUGCUCAAACAUUAUUUACUAGAACUAUGUUAUAUACAAAUUGCAUUGAAUUCUUAAGAGUAUUAGAUAUUCCUCCUGAUUUUCAUAUUGAAUUAUCUAUAAUUAAUGUUCACAUUUGGUUAAUUUGUAAUAGAUUAUAAUAAAUUAAUACUAGAGAAUCAAAUAAUUUAGCCACUUUACUAUUUAAAGCAUGUGAUAGAUAUAUCUCUGAAGAAGUAGAUAAAAUUCAUUUAAGAAAAAAACAUGAUUUAGUUAGAGAUAUUGAAGCAUACAUGUAGACAAGUAGAAAAUAUUUAGAAUAUCAUUUUAACCGCAACAUUUAAACAGUUAAAAAUAACUAUUUUAAAUUGGAUGCAUUAAUAUGGAGUAUAAUCUUCUUUGAAAAGAUCCCUAGAUAUAGUGAUAAGGUAUAUUUGGUAGCUGAAUACAUCAAAUCGAAUUAUGAUUUUUUGAAUAGCUUAUCAUAUUAAUCAUUUGAAGAUUGUGUAGUUGAAUUUGAUAUUUUUAAAAUGAAAAUAGAUUACAAAACUUAAUUACUUUAAGUAAAUCCUCCAUUAUCUGAAAAAGAAUUUGAAUAAGAAUUCUUAUCUGACAAUAAAAUUAAAAAAUACUAUUAUUCAUUUGAGGAUUAGGAAAAUAAAGUAAUAGAACUUCCAAAAUUUGAAGUAAAUUUAAAUUUAUUAUAAUAAGUCUUAAAUUAAAUCUUUAUUAGAAAGAAGAUUAGAUGUAUUAGGUUAAAAUAUAAGAUAUGUUAUUAAGAAAUAUUAAAAUUUAGAUACCUAUGAUCAUUUUUCAACUCAUGAAGAAUAAAUAAAAUAAGAGGAAAAAAAAUAAAAGUAUAUUUGGAAUAAAUCCUUAGAGAGAGAUCCAGAAGAUUUAAGGAAAUAAUUAAAAUAAAGAAGAAUAUAAUAAAAAAAUAUGUGA
Molecule: messenger RNA, 1737 nt
Organism: Paramecium sonneborni
Lineage: Eukaryota; Ciliophora; Oligohymenophorea; Peniculida; Parameciidae
Source: the annotation of a GenBank genome assembly